AUGCAAUAUCAAUAGCUUAUAUAGAAUAAUUUCCAGUCAAUCAUAGAUUUAUAUUAUCAUUAAGCUUAAUAGAGUGGUGAGAAUAGAUUUAGAGAGAUCAAGGCUUCCACUAAAAUUUAAGCUUGGCAUAAAAUGCAUAAAUUAAGAGUUAAAUAUAUAAAAAUCAGAUAUGUAUUAAAUUGAUUAAAUAGUCAACUGUUAUAAUACAAAAGUUUGCUCGUGGAUAUAUAGCUAGAAUGCUAAUGAAAAGAAAUAACGAUUCUAGAUACAAUGAAAGAAAUAUUAAAUAUUUCAGUUAUCAUGCAACAUAGAUCUAAAGACAUUUCAGAGGAUAUCAUUAUAGAAAAUAUUAUAUCAAUUGGUCAACCAGAAAAGCCUAUUUGGAAUUUUUAAAAACUAAAAAUCAAGACUUCUUGGAAGAAUUGAAGAAAGUAGAAGUUGAUGAAAAUUAAUAAUUAAAAAUAAGACAAGAGUAAUUGGCAAGAACUGAAUUUGAAUCACUUGCCAAGAAUUUACAUCAUCUCUCAUCUACAUAAACUAUUUCAGGUGUGUACAAUAGACCAUUUGGAAAUAAAGACAUAGUAUUUGAUAUGGAUGUAGAAAGUCAUCUUAAGGUUGUCUUCCACAGUAAUUAUGAAUGGGAAAAGAAGAGACAAAUGUCAAGAUAUGCCAAAAGCAAUAAAUUGAAUUACUCUAAUAAAUUAAAACCAUUGAAGUGA
Messenger RNA from Paramecium primaurelia, 719 nucleotides. The record is from the annotation of a GenBank genome assembly. NCBI's taxonomy places the organism in Eukaryota, Ciliophora, Oligohymenophorea, Peniculida, Parameciidae.